AUGCGCUUUUCACAAGAUUUUCCUAUUUUACAGGAUAUCUCGCCGACCCCACCCUCGUUCGUCGUUUCACCCAAAUCAAAAUUGAUCAUUGAUGAAUCCUCCACUCUAAUUAUCGUCUGUGACGUUCGCGGGAGCCCCGAAAUGGAAGUCACAUGGCUCAAGGAUGGGCGACCACUAAAUACCACUGAAAGAAUCCGUUCAGAGCGUGAUGGGCUAACUUGUAGACUUGUCAUAGCAAACGUUACCACUGGAGAUGAAGGGAAGUACACAAUCAUAGCGAAGGAUGAAAAUGGCGAGGCGAAGGCUGACACAGACGUUGUAGUGUCUCCAAAACGUGAAGCUGCUGAAAGUCCAUCAGUGAAGAUUGUAAAAGGACUCCCGGGCGCUGUGGAAGGGCUACAAGUGGAGAGUUGUGCGAUGGAUUCAGUAUCCUUAACAUGGACAAGUCCAGCGAACACUGGUGGAUCAAAAAUAAGUGAAUACAAGAUAGAACAGCGGACACCUGACCAGCAAGGUUGGACGGAAGUCGCGACUGUAACCCGGCCUAAAUGCGACAUCAAGAAUCUUACUCCAAAUACAGAGUACCGCUUUCGGGUGGCUGCAAGCAACUCGGAAGGACUCGGCGAUUGGGCUGCUCCCGUCAGUGCGAAAACUUCCCCUGCAGGGUCUAAACCACAAUUUAUAGAACCACCUCUUCCUACACUCAUCGUAGUGGAUGGUCAGCCGCUGGUUAUCUCAGCCAAGUUUACAGGCACACCCACACCUGCUGUCAGAUGGUACAGAGAUAGAAGAGAGAUAACUGACUUGGAUAGCAUAACUGUGGACAGCGAGAGUACCUCGCUGACUAUCUCUGAAGCUCGUCAAGGCGUAGAUGACUCGUUGUACUCUUGCUUGAUCGAGAAUGAUAUGGGUCAAGCUUCAAGCGAUAUAUCUGUCUCAAUAAUUCUUAGCAGCGAAGAUACCACCGAUCUUGAAACCCGCAGUGAACGCAGUGAGAAAGCCCCUGCUGGUACUCCUUCAUUGCUGAAACCUUUGACAGACGAAACUGUUCAGGCUGGCCAACAGUUCGUGCUGAACUGUAAAAUAACCUCGAAAAAUGGUACGGUGGCCUGGUAUCGUAACGACGAUCGCGUAAUUUCCACUGGACGUUAUGAGCUUUUCAGCGCCAAGAAUGGGCUUCAAAAAUUGGUGUGCCAUAACAGUGUAAGAGAUGAUUCUGGCGUCUAUCGCUGUGUUGUGACAAAUGAAAAAGGAAUGGCACAAACUGAGUGUAAGGUUACUGUCAAAGACUCAGCUGAACAAGUGACACCCUCAUUCAAACAACCUCUAGAAGAUACCACGACUAUGUUAGGAAAGGAUAUUGUCCUAAAGUGUCAUGCAGUCGGCUGUCCUGACCCUGAACUCGUCUGGACAAAGGACGGCGAACGACUUGCUACAAGCAGAAAAGUUCACCUUGUCUUUGAUGAACAAGGCGGAUCCGAACUCCAAAUAAAGGAAUGUACAGCUCAGGAUGCAGGAAUAUACCUUUGCACGGCUACAAAUAGCGCUGGUGUACAAUCAACACAGUGCACACUUACAGUUGUUAGUGUGGCUGGAAAAGAUGCUCAUCUAGUUAUAGCAGAGGAGGAGAAGGUGGCAGCACCAAGAUUUAUUCGCGCUCCACCUUCAACAAUGGAAUUCAACGAAGGAGCUCAAUUCAAGUUGAUUGCUAAGGUAUUUUCUUCAUAG
Messenger RNA from Strongylus vulgaris, 1728 nucleotides. The record is from the annotation of a GenBank genome assembly. Lineage: Eukaryota; Metazoa; Nematoda; Chromadorea; Rhabditida; Strongylidae.